This is a messenger RNA of Notolabrus celidotus (New Zealand spotty), 5956 nucleotides long. RefSeq names its product neural cell adhesion molecule 1-like. The record is from RefSeq and is a predicted model, not a curated record. The transcript has 14 exons. Gene Ontology annotation, molecular function: protein binding. Lineage: Eukaryota; Metazoa; Chordata; Actinopteri; Labriformes; Labridae. The coding region runs from base 1 to 2265 and encodes 754 amino acids.
AUGUCAGAGAUGUUCUCAGCACAGGAGGCCUUUUGUAACAACAUCGUCCUUGAAACGGGCGAUAAGUACACCCUGAACGAGGACGGUUCAGAAUUGAUAAUAAAAGACGUCAAGAAAGUGGAUGAGGGAGAUUACACUUGCAUCGCCAAGAACAAGGCGGGAGAGAAAGCCGAGGAAGUCAGCCUGAACGUGUUUGUGCAACCCAAGAUUACCUACCUGAACAACCAGACUGCAGCGGAGUUUGACGAACAAGUCACCCUGACCUGCGAGGCUUCGGGCGACCCCACACCAACCAUCUCCUGGAGUUUUGAAAACAGGGUAUUCACUGAAGGAGAGCAGAGCCUUGAUAGGAAUAUUGUGGUGCGCAGCCAUGCACGCGUGUCCUCUCUCACCUUGAAGAACGUCCAGUUCACGUACGCCGGCCUCUAUCUCUGCUCCGCCAGCAACUCCAUCGGACAGGACGACCAGUCCAUGUUCCUGGAAGUCCGCUUUGCUCCAAAGAUCAUGGGUGCCGUGGCGUGGUACACUUGGGAGGGAAACCCGACCAACAUCAGCUGUGAGGUGGAGGCUCACCCCGGAGCCUCUGUGGUUUGGUUCAGAGAUGGCCUCCCGCUGCCUCAUGCCAACAUCACCAACGUGAAGAUCUACAACACACAAACCGUCAGCUACCUGGAGAUUAGCCCGACCCAGAAUGACUUUGGAAGCUACAACUGCUCAGCGACCAACGUGAUGGGCACCGAGUCCAAGGAGUUCCUUCUUAUCCAAGCAGAGGUUCCAUCAGCACCGGUCGUUGACACUGUGGAACCUUUCUCAAGCACAGCAGUGGUACGUUUUAGGGAGCCUGAGUCAUUAGGUGGAGUGCCCAUUAUCAAGUACAAAGUGGAGUGGCGUUUGCCCGGCAAGAAGUGGACAACCAAGGAGCAUGAUGCUGAUGAAGACCUGUCCAUGAUCACCAUCCUCGGCCUGAAGCCAGAGACCAACUACGAAAUCAAGAUGUCCGCCAUCAACGGAAAAGGUGAAGGCGAGAGCAGCCAGGCCUAUCCCUUCAUGACCGAGCCAGUCCGGGAACCAACUGCCCCCAAACUAGAAGGCAAGGUCCAAAACGGGGGUAAUGGUUUUAAGGUCAACUGGAUCAAGCAGGACGAUGGUGGCUCUCCCAUUAUUCAUUACCUGGUCAGAUACAAGCCUAAGCACGUGUCAGACUGGAAACCAGAGAUCCGCUUCCCCCAUGACAGCGAACAUGCAGUGCUGAGCGGCCUGGAGUGGGACACAGAGUAUGAGGUCCAUGUGGUGGCGGAGAACGAGCAGGGCAAGUCGGAGCCGGGCAUCUACUCCUUCAGAACAGCUGCAGAGCCCACCACCGUCCCAGAUGCAACGGGCCGGGGUUCAGGCCUGGGUACCGGAGCCAUCGUGGGCAUCCUCAUUGUGGUCUUCUUCCUGCUGUUGGUGGGCGUGGAUGUCACCUGCUACUUCCUCAACAAGUGUGGACUCCUCAUGUGCAUUGCUGUGAACUUCUGUGGGAAGGCCGGACCGGGGGCUAAGAGUAAGGACAUCGAGGAGGGAAAGGCGGCGUUCACGAAAGAUGAGUCUAAGGAGCCCAUUGUUGAGGUGAGAACGGAGGAAGAAAACACCCCAAACCAAACAGGGGGUCCUACUGAGCCCAACGAGACCACGCCUUUGACAGAACCUGAGCCUGCUGCUGCAGACACCACCACCCCGGUGGUAAACUUGCUCCCCUCCACUGCUUCUAACUCAGUUGCUGAGAGCUUUAGCACGGCGCAGAGCAGUCCUGCUAGCGAGAGCACCACGCUGACCAACAGCGCCUCCAGCCCAACCAAAGCUGCCCCAACCAAGUCCUCCCCCAAAAACAGCCCUGCUGAUCCGUCCAAAGCUAACACCCAACCUGAAGUUGGGCCCCUGGUUGACCUGAGUGAUACCCCUAAAGUUGCCCCCUCGUCCAACCCGACAGCCCCUGUCUCAGAGCCAGUCAGCCCGCCCUCCACUAAUGCUGACGGGCCACAGAGCCAGCAAGACCCAGUCAAAGCCCCCGACAGCGCCCAGAAUAAGGAUUUACAAGUAGACGGCCCAGCCAAAGAUGCACCCAAUGCCACGUGCACAGCCUCGACCGCACCAGCCCAAACUGACGGGAAGACCGUGAAGGACGAUAACACCAAAGGCGAGACGGAGGUGAAGAACGCCACAGCCGAGGUGAAGACAGUUCCCAACGAGGCUCCCCAGACGAACGGCAACGAGAGUAAAGCGUAAUCUCCCCGCCAAAACAACGAGAAGAAGAGGGUGGUUUCUGGGAGGGGAGGGCGGUUGGGUUUGUGGUUUUAAGGGGUUAAAGGGGGGGGGGGGGGGGGUCACAGUCACUGAAACCUCAAAGCAAUGUCACACACCACUCCAUUGUAACAGAAGAAAACAACACAAAGCAACAGAAAAGCUAAAAAAAAAUCAUGGGUCUCUUUCUAAAGUGUCUUCUGACCAGGGAAAUGUAAAGACCUCAUGCACAUGCCUUAGUUCCUCCUACAUCAGUUUUUGUUCAUGUCACACAGAAAGACAAAAUUGACACACAUAAUACACCCCCUCUCUCUUGUAUGUUAUACUGAAUUGAUCAUCUGUUAAAGAAGGAACAGAAUCUAUACUAUUUUUCUUUAGGUAACUUCGGUUGGACUGUAGCUUUACUUCACAGAUUCCUGCCCUCAUGAUUCACACACAUAUAAGACUGGUACAUUACCAAUACUACUAUUACACAUGCAGUAUGGUCAUCAUUGUGGUAAUGGAUCAUGGGUCUUAUUUACUUUUGUCGAUAUUUUGUUGUGUUAAAAUAAUGUGCAGAAGGUACUGCCUAUUUAGCUUUUUUUUUUGUAUGUGUUAUUUCCAGAGCGUAGAGAUUAGAACGUUAGCAUGCUUGUUUUUUGCAAAGUUACUGUAUUUCUGUACAUGUUGCUGUCACUUGGUUCCACUUGAGAUGUCUUUUUGAUUUCCCUUACAUGUUUUCUUAGUAUAGUUCUGGUUCAGAAAUCAUUCAGCUUAAGUUAUGGGAUAUGGAAGAGGAGCUACUGGAGUCAACCCUGUCUCACUAAAAGUUCAGUUUAUACAAAUACUUGAAUUUUGGUUGUCUUUGAAGAAACAGCUUCUGAAGGAUUUGAUAUGUUUAGGGUAGUUUGCCAUGCUUUUUAACCACGUGGUGAUUUGGAUGGAGGGUGUGUGCAGAGUCAUGCGUCCUCCACGCAGUUUCUUAACAGCUGAUAUCUUGGUACUACACUGUAACCUACCAGAUCCUUCCUCAACCGUCUAGUUCAGUCUGUUGAUUUGCACAAACACAACCAUCAAAACACGUCAUGUUUUACAUGCAAAGAGCGCGAGUUGUAAGAAGAACAGGGUUUUUUCUGUUAUCUUUUUCUAUUUAUUUUGAUUCUUUGCAGACAUGCUCAUUACAAAUGUUACAUUCACUUCUGCUCAUAACUGAAUUAAACGUCUUAAAUGAGUAUAAACAUACUUUUAGGAGACAGGGUUGAGCUCGGUUCAGAAUAAGGGAACUGUCAUUCUGAAGAUAACAGCUGUGUUCCUUAAAGUCCAAUUUUUGUUGUCCCAUUUGAAAAAUGUUGCAUUAUUUUGUCUGAAUUUAAUGUCGACAACUUGUCUCCCAUUAUAUGAAAAAUCCCUCCAAUUAUUCAAACUGCAUUUGAUCUACGUCAAUGCCUACAGUCAGAUAAUUAUCAUGACCCAAUAUGCGUUUGUUAAGUCAUUGGUUAAUAUAUUAAUUUAACCAAUGAAAUCAGAAAGCCUCCAGCACCCUCACUUGUAAACCCUGUCUUUGCUAAGAAGGAUGCAGGAUGUGAUGGGACACAGCUUAUGUCUUAGUUGUUAUUAUUGUCACUCUGUUUUCUUUUGGUUAGGUAAGAAAAUGUUUCUCCCACCUCAUCUCUUCCACAGACUUCCUUUAAGCUUAUUCUUUGCCUGACAGGUUUGGGCUUAACAGUCACUCAAAAGGCAGCAUGUGUUCUGUUAGGAGAGUUUCAGUCAGCACGUUUGGACUGAACAGUAGACAUGAAAGAAAACAAGCCCUCUCUGGCAUUUUGGACCAGCUCAUUGAUUUCUUGACACAUCAGUUUCCUCUCGCUGCAGCUGGUCUCAAAUACUCUUUCAUAUUGUUCAGUUCUACCUUGAACAUGAUUGUUUCUCCCAUCUUUCCAUAGCCACUGUAGCCUUCUGUGUGUUAACCACUAAGGUUCACUGCCUAUAACUUAUGGGUCUGAUGGCUCAGCUUGCUGAAUCUUUUACACCUCUGCAUGUAGCCGAACAUAUUCCCCCUCAGCCGUCUACCCCGCUCUUUCGUCACGAUGAUCUGAGCAUGAGUUUCUCUCACCUCUGCUUCCGUCACCUCUCUGUUAAGUCAUCAUUUAGUCGUAGCCUGCAGUGGAGUGACAUGAGGUGUAGGUUUAGAUCUGUUUAUCACUUAGUCAAUGUUUCACUAUAUUCAUAGCACAAGGUCUACUUACUGGAUAAAUGGAGAAAGUCUGGAAAUGAUUCAAGAAGCCACUGGUGGCCUGAAGAGGUUGUUUUCUUUACACCUGGCUAUUUAAACACUCAAAAAAAAAAACAGGAUGUGAGAUUACACAGUCACAUCUUUCUGAUGACUGCAGAUCUUAUUCAAUUUGACCCUUUAGCUGCUUACACUGUACCUGAGAAGUCUAAUAACUUGAUCUGGAUCUUCGCCUCCUUGAUAUAUCUGUCCACUGUGCAUGUUCAGCACCAACCACAGCUAACAUAUUGCUAAACACAACAACUUAGCACCGAUUGCACAGCAGCUGAACCAACUUCAAGUGAAUAAAUGUCACUUUAUUAAAGCUGAAACUAAACCCAAACUUUAUCAACCUUUAGAGCAGCAGUGAGUUGAAUCAGAGCAAUGAGCCACUUUAUUUGUCUGGAUUCUGUAGUUUACAGUAUAAGAAUAUGAUUUUGUCAACUCCAUUGCUUUAUUGUGUAAUCGAAUCAGGCUUUACUCCAAAUGCAACAGGUUUUUGGCAUAUGCUACAACCGUCCUAACCAUUACCUCUUUACUAACAAUGUCAGGGUGAGCUAGCUAACCAGCAAAGACACUGCCAAAACAGCUAGUAAAGCUACCACCAGCAGCUUGUUUAGCAACCAGCAUAUAAGAGUGGGAGUGUUUCCCUCAGUGAAGGUCCUGCUCUCUACAUUGUGCUCAAUUGAAGCACAUAUAUAAAUAGCAUAUAAAAGUAGCAUUAGCACAUAUUGAUGUGAUCUCAUGUUCUCUCACCAGACCUGCUCUAAUCUAAACUUGCUAUGUCCUUUUCUAUUUGUACUCUUUGUUCACAAAAUGUGGAUUUUAAUAUUGUCGAGGCUCUGGACACUAAAGAUGCUACAUACUGAAGUUUUAGCAUGCACACUGGACAGAGAUAUCUAGAAGGAGGCAACUAGGUGAAAAUUGAGAAACUUAAGCUAGAUGAAUGUACAGUAUCAAGCCAAUUUAAUGAAGCCUAUCACCCCCCCUUUUUUUAUUUUGGUAUUUUUGGUUUUCAAAAAGAAAUUUGGAGAUUGUUCUGUGGUGUUCAAAGUGUUUUUAAUGGGUAGAAACUCAACACAAGGGAUUUUAAAAUGUUCUUUCUCAAGCUAUAGUGCCCUGCUGUGGAUACGGAAGCAAAGAUAAAAACAGACCAUUGUUAAUGUACAGUGUUCCUCUUUCUUUAGACUGCAAGCUGUAGUGCACUGUGAAUGUGUGAAUCCAUUGUGUUCUUUGUCAUAGAGUUGAACAGGUAGUUUGGUUGUGAUAAAAUGUAGCUGAUAGUAAGCGAUAGAAAGAAUCCCCGACGCUAACGUAGAGAAGUCUGACAGCAGCAAACUGGAACAACACAGUGCCUUUGAAUAAGAAAGUGGUGGCAUGCAUUCCAUUCCUCUCAGUGUCUUUUCAUUAAAAAGUUUCACAUCUCCA